Talaromyces stipitatus ATCC 10500 is the source of this 2659-nucleotide messenger RNA. Its product is annotated as actin binding protein, putative. NCBI's taxonomy places the organism in Eukaryota, Fungi, Ascomycota, Eurotiomycetes, Eurotiales, Trichocomaceae. Gene Ontology annotation, biological process: regulation of actin filament polymerization. Bases 107 to 2452 code for a protein of 781 amino acids. The record is from RefSeq and is a predicted model, not a curated record. Gene Ontology annotation, molecular function: actin filament binding. Gene Ontology annotation, cellular component: cortical actin cytoskeleton; actin filament; plasma membrane. The transcript is spliced from 5 exons.
GAGAGCUGUGGUCUGCAUACUGUGAAGUAUUGUCAAGGCAUCUACCACUGUAUGCGAUACGAAGAACCUCCGAAGCCUACCUCCCUCAAUUCUAGCAUCCACAUCAAUGGCGUCCCUCAACCUCUCUACAAACGGUCCGUCGAUUACAAAGAGCUAUCAAGCUGUCGUAAAUGCCGCUCCGGCGACCACAGGAGCUGCUGCUUCGCCGACUUAUGCGCAAUGGGCCGUGUUUAGUGUGACAACUCCGCUCGUCAAUGCAUUUCAGCCGGAUGCGGGGAAUAAGGAAAGUGUAUUGAAAGUUCAAAGCAGUGACGAAGGAGAGCUGGUGGACCUGAUUGAAGAUUUCUCCGAGGGCAAGAUUCAGUUUGCGUUUGUGAAAGUGAAAGACCCCAACACAGGGCUUCCAAAGAACGUUCUUAUCGCGUGGUGUGGGGAAGGAGUGCCUGAAAGGACCAAGGGGUAUUUCAACAGCCAUCUUGCUGCCGUGGGACGCUUCCUUCAAGGCUACCAUGUCCAGAUAACCGCUCGAUCGGAUGGUGAUCUAACACCAGAAGGCAUUCUCCAGAAAGUCUCCGAUGCUUCAGGAGCUAAAUACUCAGCAACCAAUACCCCCGCCUCGAGUGAACCUGUCAAGCCCCCCGUGGCUACCAAGCCGGUAUUCACAGCCACUCGAUCCGGCGGUGUUGUGCCUCCACCCGGCGCUCGCACACUGGCUCCUAUCUCAAAAGCCCCAGUCGAUGAUGAUGGCUGGGGUGCAGAUGCACCGCCCGUUACCCGCACAGAGCUAGAGAAAGUACCCUCAGCUUACAAGCCCACAAAGGUCGAUAUCAAUCAGCUUACUUCUCAGAAACAACCUGAACCCCAAUUCAAACAGACUCCAGUGGAGGAAAGAUCAGACGUGGUCAAGGGUGGAUAUCAGCCGAUUGGUAAAGUAGAUAUCUCAGCUAUCCGACGACAAGCUCGUGAAUCCGGCCAAGCUGGCGAUGACCGACCGGAACCUGUGAAGGGAGCUUAUCAGCCAGUCGGAAAAGUGGAUAUCGCGGCAAUUCGUGCUAAGGCUCAGCCGACUCCAGAGAGAAGUGCUCCUGAACCCCAGCCAGAGUCCGAGGAACGUAAGACCUUGGCAGAGCGUUCGGCUGCUUUCCAACAACCUGCUGAACGCUUGACAAGCCUUCCUAAGCCGAAGGUUGCCAAUCGGUUUGGCGGUGCUUCGAAUUUCACGGGCACAAAGGCACCUCUUCCGACUGAAUUUGGUGUCAAGCCACCUACUGCAGCUCCGGUCACCUCGACUAGCAGAACUUUUGCUGACGAAGGAGGCAAAACUCCCGCUCAGUUAUGGGCAGAGAGAAAGGCCAGGGAAAGAGGUGCUGUACCUGCACCCAGUGCACCACCAAGCGAACCUGUGAAUAGACAGGUAUCAGGUGAUGGCGGGUGGAAGAGUUCGUACACUGGAAAGUCUUGGGCUCCGGUUCAGACAACCCAUACUGGUCACUCUGCAAGCAGUGCGACUGCACGAUAUGAUGGUGAGGCGGCAUCAGAGUCAACCAGAGACAUUUCCGGUGCAGCAGAUGUUCCACCGCCACCUCCCCUGGACCACACUAACAAGCCAAAUGCUGGUCAGAAAAUUCCCUUGCCCGGUUUUCCUGCAGCACCAGUGCCUACAGAGGAGGAGGCUCCUGAAAAAGAAACCAAGCAGGAUCUCCCCCCGCCACCUCCUCAGCCUCGCUCUCCUACACCACCUACACCAGCUCAUAGAGAAGCCUCGCCUAUCCGGGUAGCAAUACCCGUCAGCCGUGCAGCUCCUGAGACAUUAGUACAAGACGCCCACGAGGAAGUUCAUUCACCACCUCAGGCUCUCCCGAUCCGCAGUCUAGAGCAAGUUGUUCCAGACGAAACCGAGCUUGAAGAGGAACAAGCCCACGAUACUGGUCGUGCAGUUGCCGAAACCUCUGCACAAGUUGCGGCUACAUCACAAUCUAUCCGCGCCAUUGUCCAGUAUGAUUACGAGAAAGCGGAAGAUAAUGAGAUUGAACUUAAAGAAGGUGAAUACGUUAUCGACAUUGAGAUGGUUGACGAAGAUUGGUGGUUGGGCGUUAAUGUGCAUGGACACCGUGGCUUGUUCCCUAGCAACUAUGUUGAAGUCGUUGAACAGGCUUCUGAUGUUGCCCAGCAAGAAGAAGCUAUUGCGCACGAAGAUCAUCAUGCACAGGAACCCGAAGCAACAGAGCCUGAGCCUGAGGCCAGCCACCAUGCUACCGCUGGUCAUGCUGAAACCAGCGGCCACACUGCAACGGCGUUGUAUGAUUACGAGGCUGCCGAAGAUAACGAAUUAAGCUUCCCGGAUGGAGCUAAGAUCGUGAACAUUGAGUUCCCCGACGAGGACUGGUGGUCUGGCGAAUACGAUGGCAAGGUCGGUCUUUUCCCAGCCAACUAUGUGGAAUUGGACCAGUAGAAGAGGUCCUAGGUUCUGUGGUAUAUUUUUAUCUUUUCUCUCUUUUGGUUGUUUGCCUUUUUCCUGGGAGGGAGUCAGAGCUUGCUCAAUAAACAAGCGAAAUUCCUUGGAAAUAGUGAAAAGCCGAAACUUUGGUUAUUAAGCGAUUUGUAAAUUUGGAUUAGUUUCAGGAAUUCUGUUUUCUGUGAAGUGAUAAGUGUAUAGCGA